AUGGAUUAUAUAAUGAUUGUUUUUUAUAUUUUAUUAGCUAUCAUCAGCAUUUCAUUAUUAUAUUUUAUAAUUAAAUAUUUUGCCAAAAAAUAUAAUAACAAUAGAAACAAUAAUAGCAAUAACAAUACCCCAAUAACCAAUAAUUUAUUUGAUCAAAUGAAUUUUUACCAACACCCACAACAACACCCACAAUAUUUUAGAACAAAUGAUCAAUCCCCAUCACAUCUAUUUGGUCUCACAACUUUCCCAUCACACCUUAGACCACAGUUUCCACCACCAAAUUCAUCUGCUCCAUCCACAAUUUUAUCAUCAACCUCUGAAGGAAAAGAAUGGAUAUUUGGAUCAAAAUAUUUGGAAAUAAUAAAAAAAAGGGAAAAAGAAGAAAAAGAAGAAAAAGAAUGGGAAGAAUACCAAAAAUCAAUAAAAGACAGAUUGAUUAGAGAAGGUUUUUGCUCCAAAUGUAUUUCAGCAGAUAUAAAACCACACCGUUUGGCUUUUAUUGGAUGCGGACAUCAAUUUUGUUAUAAAUGUAUUUUAAAAAGAUCAUUUAGUGACAAAACCUGCCCACUUUGUGAAGAUCCAUUUGAUGAUAUCAUUGUAAAUGAAUUAUAUUAA
Dictyostelium purpureum is the source of this 615-nucleotide messenger RNA. RefSeq lists its product as uncharacterized. Bases 1 to 615 code for a protein of 204 amino acids. The record is from RefSeq and is a predicted model, not a curated record. The transcript has 2 exons. Lineage: Eukaryota; Evosea; Eumycetozoa; Dictyosteliales; Dictyosteliaceae.